Molecule: messenger RNA, 5303 nt
Organism: Manis pentadactyla (Chinese pangolin)
Lineage: Eukaryota; Metazoa; Chordata; Mammalia; Pholidota; Manidae
Gene: MROH1
Product: maestro heat like repeat family member 1
Exons: 42
Coding region: 150-5195 (1681 amino acids)
Cellular component (GO): cytoplasm
Molecular function (GO): protein binding
Source: RefSeq, a predicted model, not a curated record
CGGGGGCGGAGGGGCGGGCUCGGCGCGCGGACCCGCCCGCUCCGGACCGCGGCUGGGCGCGAGGGCGGCUCCCGGACCGCGGCCGCGGCGGCGGCGAUUCAGGUUCGAGAACCACGCACGUUGGGUGACUGGAAGCUGAGGCCACAGCAAUGACAGAGUCCUACGUGCAGAGGUUGUCCGCCAUCCUGCUGGACGCCGUCUCUGACAAGGACCCGCUGGUGCAGGAGCAGGUGUGUGGCGCCCUGUGCGCACUCGGGGAGUCGCAGCCAGAGGAGGCACUGCGCGCUUGUGAGCAGUACAUGAGGCAGCAGGAGAAGCUGGCGCGUCCACACCGGAUGGCGAUCCUGAGGGCCAUGGAGAAGGUGGUGAGCGGUCACACCGGCGAGCUGGACAAGGCCGUGGCCGGGGCUGCCGUCCUCCUGGCCUCCAGGGAGAUGACCAAGGCGAAGGAAUUGGUUUGUGACUGGCAGCAGGCCGCCAGCAAUGUCCUGGUGACGGUGGGGAAGCAGCACAUCGGCCUGGUGAUGGAGGAGGUACUGAGCAAGUUCCAGCCUGGGGCCCUGCCGCACCACUUUGUGGUGCAGACGCUGGCCGACCUCGCAGUUGCCAAUGUGUUCGGCACGGUGCCCUUCCUGACGUCCAUCCUAAGCACCAUGCUGCCCAUGCUGGGCGCGGCCAAGCAUGACACAACGAGGGUGGUGCUCUGCUAUGCUCUGCAGCGUUUCAGCGAGAGCAUUCUGGAGUAUCUGGCCAACCUGGACCAAGCCCCGGACCCCACAGUCAGGAAGGACACCUUCGCCGCUGACAUCUCUGGUGCCUAUGACGUCCUCUCUCACCACUGGCUGCAGAGCCGUGAAGCCAAGCUCCGGCUUGCGGUAGUGGAGGCCCUGGGGACCAUGAGCCACCUGCUACCAGGCGAGAAGCUGGAGGAGCAGCUUCCCAGGCUCUUGCCCGGAGUCCUCGCGCUCUACAAAAAGCAUGCUGAGACCUUCCACGUGUCUAAGAGCCUGAGCCAGAUCCUUGAUGCAGCCAUGAGCAUGGGCAGCCGCACGCUGGAGGUCCAGCUCGACUCGCUGCUGGCCGCUCUGCACUCUCAGAUCUGUGUGCCUGUGGAGUCAUCAAGCCCCCUGGGGACGAGCAACCAGAAGGCAGUACUGCGCUGCUUCACAGUGCUGGCCUGCUGCUCGCCUGACCGUCUGCUGGCCUUCCUGCUGCCUAAGCUGGACGCCAGUGGUGAGAGGACCCGCGUGGGUACCUUGCAGGCUGUGAGGCACAUCAUCAACUCGGCUGCUGCUCAGAUGGGAGUCAAGAAGGCCUUUAUCCUCUCCUCCAUGAAGCUUCCUCUCCUAGACCCCAACAGCAAGGUGAAGCGGGCUGUGGUGCAGGUGAUCAGCGCCAUGGCCCACCACGGCUACCUGGAGCAGCCUGGAGGCGAGGCAAUGAUCGAGUACAUUGUGCGACAGUGUGCGCUGCCCCCUGAGAUGGAGUCUCAGCAGCUGGGCCCUGACGGGGAGGACCUCGUGGCCGACAGCGUGCGGGCUGUCAGCGUCAGCACCCUCUACCUGGUCAGCACCACUGUGGACAGGAUGAGUGACGUCCUCUGGCCAUACCUGCUCGAGUUCCUCACCCCUGUGUGUUUCACUGGGGCGCUGACCCCGCUCUGCAGGAGCCUCGUGCACCUGGCCCGGAAGAGGCAGGAGGCGGGGGCCGGUGCCCUCCUCAUCCAGUAUGGCAGCAAUGCAGCCCUCCCGUCUCCCUUCGCCAUAACCACAAGACUUCUGACUGUGGCCUCCAGCCCCUACUUGGGGGGUGGCCGCGGAGUGGCCUCGCUGCGCCUCCUCAGUGUCCUGCAUCAGAAUAUCCACCCUUUGCUGGGCCAGCGGUGGGCAGCAGCCAUCGCCCUGCUGCUGAAGUGCCUGGAUGAACAUACCGAGGAGACCCUGUCACAGAGGCAGUGGGAGGAGAAGCUGCUGACGUUCCUUCGGGACACCCUGGUCGUUGUGUCUGAUGACACAUGGAUCUGCCGGCUGAGCCUGGAGAUGUGCAAGCAGCUGCCCUGCUACAACAGGAUGCCCCAGGAGAAGAGCUUCCUGUAUAAGUGCAUAGGAACCACCCUGGGCGCCGCCUCGAGUAAGGAGGUGGUGAGGGGGCAGCUGCGUGAGCUGCUGGAGGCAGCCAGCUCCCAGGAGGAGGCAGAGCGCGAGGACCUUGCCUGUUGUUUUGGGAUCUGUGCCAUCUCCCACCUGGACGACACCCUAGCCCAACUGGAGGACUUUGUAAAGUCAGAUGUGUUGAGAAAAUCCAUUGGCAUUUUCAACAUUUUUAAGGACCGAAGUGAGAGCGAGGCGGACAAGGCGAAGAGUGCCCUGAUCCUGUGCUACGGGCACGUGGCGGCCCGGGCCCCCCCUGAGCUGCUGCUGGCCCGGGUGGAGUCAGACAUCCUGCGGAACAUGUUCCAGUGCUUCAGCACCAAGAUUCUGGGAGUGAAGGUGGAGACCAAGGACCCGGCCCUGAGGCUGUGCCUCGUCCAGAGCCUGCACAUGGCCACCCAGGCCAUCUGCAACAGCCCGCAAGCCGGCUCCUUCCACUUCUCGCAGAAAGCAGAGCUGGUGGCACACUUGGUGGAGUUCAUCAAGGCCGAACCCCCAGACUCCCUGAGAACACCCAUUCGGAAGAAGGCCAUGCUUGCCUGCACUCACCUGGUCUCCCUGGAGCCCCCGCUGGAAGAGCAGGCCAGGGUGGACAUGAUCCGUGGCUGCCUGCACAGCGUCAUGGCUGUGCUGCCCGAGCCCGAGGGGCAGGAUGGUGGCCAAGAGUGCCUCUACCUGGACACCAUGCAUGCCCUUGAGGAUUUGCUGACAAGCCUCCUUCAGCGGAACAUGACCCCCCAGGGCCUGCAGACCAUGGUGGAGCACCUGAGGCCAUGGAUCAAGUCCCCUCAGGGCCACGAGCGGGCGCGGGCUCUGGGCCUGAGCGCCUGCCUCCUACAGCACCUGCGUGAGCACCUGCACGUCAGCGCCCUGGUGCCCUUCCACAACCUGGGCCUCCUCAUUGGCCUCUUCUCCCCACGGUGUGCGGACCUGUGGCCUGCCAGCCGCCAGGAGGCUGUUAGCUGCAUCUACUCCUUGAUGUACCUGCAGCUGUGCUAUGAGGGCUUUUCCCGUGACUACCGGGACCACGUGGCCGAGCAGCUCCUCGUCCUCAAAGACAGCCUCGUGCAUCCUGACCCUGCUGUCCUCUCCCACACCUGCCACAGCAUAGCCCAGGUUAUUGGGAAGCGCCUCCCACCAGAUCAGCUCAUCAGCCUCUUGCUAACCAUGUUUGAGGGCCUGGGAGACGCUGACAAGAGCUGCUCCCGAGCCUCUGCGGUCAUGAUCCACUGCCUGCUGAAGGAGCGGGGCGGCGUACUCCUGGAGAAGGUGCCCGAGAUCGUGAGCAUGCUGCACUCCAAGCUGCAGGAGACCCAGGAGGAGCAGGUCCUGCAGGCUGCACAGCGCAGCGUGUGCCUCCUGGCCUCCCAGCACCGAGCAGCCUUGGUGUCCAGUCUCCUGGGCAGCCCCCUGCCGUUCGACAGCCAGAGCUGCGCCCUGUGGCGGGCACUGGCCGCAGAGCCCAGCCUGACCACACCAGUCCUGGGGCUGCUGCUGGAGAGGAUGAGCAGAGAUGCGCCCUUCCAGGAGAGUCGGGCCUCCUUGCUGAGUGGCUCUCCCAGCCGCGUGGCCACCCUGCUGCCCCUUGUGGCCACCUGGGCACUGUGUGAGGUCAUGUCUGCCCCAGCGUCCGGGCCCGCCGUGCUCAAGCUCUACCCCCAACUGUUCACGGCACUCCUGCUGCGUGUCAGCUGCACCCUGGGUGUUCAGCUGCCCCGGAACCUGCAGACCAAAGAGAGAGGGGGUGCCAGCCCGGCUCCAGUCUCCAGGAGCCUCGAGCCCUGCAGCUCUGCAGUGGCCGCCCUGCAAGCCAUGCUGACCCGAGGCGGGAGUGAGGGUGUGGUGCAGCACGUGGGGCUGGAGGGAGGCUGGGAGCUGCUCAGGACUUCAGCCGGGCAUGAGGAAGGGGUCACCCUGCUGGCCAGAGCUAUGGCCAAGUUUGCAGGCCCCCGGCUGCCCCUCGUGAUGAAGGCACUCAUGUGCAUACAGAGCAGCACGUAUGAGAUCCAGAGGACCACCUCCACAGCCUUCCUGGCUGAGCUGCUCAGCAGCAACGUGGCAAAUGACCUGAUGCUCCUGGAGCCACUGCUGGACAGUCUGGAGGCCCGGCAGGAUGACACAUGUCCCAGCGUGAGGCGGCUGGCACUCCGUGGCCUGGCCAAUGUCACCUCCAGCUGCCCUGGGAAGGUGCAGACCCACGGCACCCAGCUCCUGACAGCCAUGCUGGGUGGGCUGGACGACCCGCAUGGCCUGGUGGCCCUGGAGGCCAUGGCAGGCCUCUCAAGGCUGCUGGGCCUCGUGGAGCCCAGAGACGUGCGCCCGGUGCUGCUCCACGCGGCCAUCCGCAUCCGGCCCUUCUUCGACAGUGAAAAGGCAGAGUUCCGGUCUGCAUCCAUCCGCCUCUUUGGGCACCUCAAUGAGGCGUGCCAAGCAGACUGUGAGGACGUCUUCCGGGAGCAGGUCAUCAGUGGGCUGGUCCCCCUGCUGCUGCACCUGCAGGACCCCCAGGUCCCCGUGGCUGCCGUGAGUUGCCAGCAGGGCAUGGGUGGGCCCCGCUGGGUCAGGGCCGGGGACUCAGCGGAAUGUCCCACAGGCCUGCGGGUUUGCCUUGCGCAUGUGUGGCCCCAACCUGGAGUGCGAGGAGCUGGCGGCGGCCUUCCAGAAGCACCUGCAGGAGGGCCGGGGCCUGCACUUCGGGGAGUUCCUGAACACCACCUGCAAGCACCUGAUGCGCCACUUCCCGGAGCUGCUGGGACGCCUGGUGAGCACCUGCCAGUUCUACUUCAAGAGCGGCUGGGAGGACGUCCGUGCCGCAGCCCCCAUGUUCAUAGGGUUCCUGGUGCUGCAUGUGGAGCCCGAGCAGGGGCCGCAGGUAGACCUGGAGCAGCUCGUCACAGCACUCCAGCUCCUGCUCAAGGACCCGGCCCCCUCAGUGCGCAUGAAGGCUGCCGAGACCCUGGGCCGCCUGGUGAAGUUCGCCUGAGGCUCCUGGCAGUACCACCCCUAGAGCAACACCCGCCUGGGCUGGGCUGCACCCCUGCCUGAGGGCAGGGUGGGAAGCCCGGCUGCAAGGGACCAAAUGCCUGAGGCCAAGCAGGGUGGGGCAAGUCCAGUGCCCCCAACGAGUUUCCAAUAAAGCCAUUUGCUACUCAG